AUGUCGGGUCUCGUGCUUAAUGAGACUGGGAUGGAGGACUGCGGCAUUGAUGACUCCUUUAAGUAUAACCUGUAUGGUGUGGUGUAUAGCGUAGCCUUCGUUUUGGGGCUCGUCACCAACUGCGCUUCUCUUUUCGUCUUCUGCUGUCGGAUGAAGAUACGGAAUGAGACAACUCUCUUCAUGACAAACUUAGCGUUGUCAGACUUGGUGUUUGUGUUCACUUUGCCCUUCAAGAUCUUCUACAAUGUUAACCGUCACUGGCCUUUUGGAGAUGGGCUGUGCAAGAUUUCUGGUGGAGCCUUCAUCACCAACAUUUAUGGCAGCAUGCUCUUCCUCACCUGCAUCAGCGUGGACCGUUUCCUGGCGAUUGUUUACCCGUUCCGUUCUCGAUCGGUGCGUACCCGUAGGAACGCCGGGAUCGUGUGCGCUGCUAUCUGGCUACUUAUUUUGGGAGGGGGCAUGUCAGUGACCUUUUUCUCUUCGACCAAUCGAGCUAAAACAAGCACCACCUGCUUCGAGGGCUUCUCCAAGAAGACUUGGAAGACGUAUCUGUCCAAGAUCACCAUCUUCAUUGAGAUAGUGGGAUUCCUUAUUCCGCUGAUCAUCAACCUGGCCUGCUCCUCCAUGGUUCUCAGGACCCUGCGGAAGCCAGCCACACUCUGCCAGAUCGGCACCAACAAGGAGCGGGUACUCCGUAUGAUUGUCGUACAUCUGGCCAUCUUCAUCAUCUGCUUCGUGCCUUACAACUCCGUCCUCUUUGUUUAUGCGAUGGUACGCACCCAGGCCCUGGCCAGCUGCUGGUUAGAGCGCCUGGCGCGAACCCUCUACCCCAUCACGCUUUGUGUCGCCACCCUUAACUGUUGCUUUGACCCUGUUGUCUACUACUUCACCUCCGAGUCGUUUCAGAAGUCCCUGACCACAGCCAAAGGUCAGGCCAAACAGGAGAACACGAUACGGAGCGAAGGCCCUCCAUCCAGUAAAGACCUCUCUGUCACAGAGGCUGUGGAGGCUCACAGGCUGGCCAGUAAUGGAAAGGACCAGGUGACUGAGACCCAGUUUUGAGGCCGGUAUGAAGGAAAGGAGUCGUAUGUCAAAGAAGGGGCGACUUGACCACAUUCAGCUGAUACUCAGAAAUGACUUGUUCCAUCAUUAGAGUGUCAGGCGAGGAAACAUGAAUCCAAUCCUGUGCUUAUGUCUAUGCUUUGGAGAUUAGAUCAGUCUGGAGUAAAUGCUUGGAAUCAAGGUUUUCGGUAUAACACGUGGAAAACGAACUUUAAAGCAUCAGAGAGCAGAAGGUUUCUCACUUAACGGCGCAGGUCAGGGGCUAUACUGUUCUGUUGACACCUCAGAUCAUGCGAG
Chanos chanos (milkfish) is the source of this 1359-nucleotide messenger RNA. RefSeq names its product lysophosphatidic acid receptor 4 (gene lpar4). Gene Ontology annotation, cellular component: plasma membrane. NCBI's taxonomy places the organism in Eukaryota, Metazoa, Chordata, Actinopteri, Gonorynchiformes, Chanidae. Gene Ontology annotation, molecular function: lysophosphatidic acid receptor activity. The transcript has a single exon. The coding region runs from base 1 to 1062 and encodes 353 amino acids. The record is from RefSeq and is a predicted model, not a curated record. Gene Ontology annotation, biological process: positive regulation of Rho protein signal transduction; phospholipase C-activating G protein-coupled receptor signaling pathway.